Messenger RNA from Phasianus colchicus (ring-necked pheasant), 5947 nucleotides. NCBI's taxonomy places the organism in Eukaryota, Metazoa, Chordata, Aves, Galliformes, Phasianidae. The record is from RefSeq and is a predicted model, not a curated record.
UGGUGUGCAUUUCUCACAGGGAGAUGCCAUAUAUAUCUGAGGGCUCCCUUGACAUGUAGAUAAUGGAAGAGGGAAAACUUCUGGUUGUCUGUACAGAGAGUGAAAAUACACGGGAGUAUUUUUCUACAUACUGCUUUUGCAUGCACACCAGUUCAGCUAAACAUUGUCCAUAUAAGCAAAGAUAGGUAGAGCAGCAUUUUGCAGCAAGCACCUUCCAUGUUUCUGGGCUUUAGCAUGCAAGACAGCACUGCAGAUUCAGGCAGUGGGCACCGUGCCUGUGCAGCACACAGCACACACCAAACCCACCCCAUGUGCGACCUGGAGCACCAGUGUCCUUGCAGCUCAGAGGGCAGGACUGCAAAAGAGGGAGGAUCGCUGCCAUUCACGGGUGCUGAUGUGUGUGCUCACACUGUCAUGAAAAUGAGGUCAGCGAAGGUCAUUCAGUUCAACAGUAUAAAUCAAGGAGGAAAGUGGAGUGGAAGCCUGUGAAUUCUCGGGAGAUCUCACCGGUGGGGGGUGGUUGGGGGGAGUAGAGGAGCAGCUAAUGAGGCCUCAAAUGCCACACAGGGGCGAAGCAGAAAAUAACAGAGGAUAAAAGCAGCCAAAUGGCAGCAGCCAAAACAGAAGGCAGGAAAGCCCAGCCUCAGGUCCUUUAUCCUGCACUGUAACCAGUGCUUCGUGUUAACUUGUAGGAUUACUCUGCCAGAGCAGGCAGAAAGGCUCCACACCCUCCACUCCCAACCCGCUGACAGGAAACCUUUCACUGGAAACUUGCUUGCGUUUGGUGCAAAAUGUCUCACUUCUGUUAGCAAUUUGUUCCCCAUCACAGGCAUUCCUGGGAGAAGUUUGGUGGGGGAAGGAAAAGGACCAGGAGUGCGGGGGCUUCCACCUGGCGACCUGGUUAACAACACAGCGGAGCAGACAGCCGGCCUUUCACCACCUCCCUCCUCCAUGUCCCUCAUCCACUUUUCACCACCUCCCCCCGCAUGUCUCUCCUUUCUCCUCCCUUUUGCCAGCCUUCUCUUUCCUCCCCAAUUUCUCUGUAUCCCUUCUUCCCUUCUCCUCUUCUUUCAUCCUUUCCUUUUUCUCUCUCUCUCUGCACAUUUGGACUUACCUCCUGCCCAAAGGUCUUCUAAACCCACUACCCAUGCCCCACUGCACUCUGAGGUUACAGUGGAGCUCUGCUUUCUCCUUGGGCUGGGUCGGAGGCUCCAAAGUGUUUUUGUGAUCUGCUCCCCCCCAGAGCUCUGGACAGAACUCUCCCUCUUCCCUUCCCCCUCGCUUUCUCUCCCUCACAUAAUAUUUUCCAUAUGAAGAAGCCUUCCUGAAGCCGCACACUGCCCUCUCAGUGAGUCUUAGGCGGGUUAGAGGAGACCCUGGGAGCCUUUAAUCCUCUCUCUCUCGCUUGCUUUCAUCCUCAGCCACAGCUGGACGCCCCAUUGAUGUGGAACAGACCAAACACCAGGCCUCUCGCUAAGCUGCUGCUGUGGGGCCUCUUCUCCUUCAGAGCUGCACCGAGCCCACGUCCUGCACACAGAACGCCCGUCCUGCACCCUGCAGCCCCAGCACACACAGCCAUCCUGGCUCUGCCUGGUUCCUCCCCAGCCAGGCUCUGGCUAUCGCUGUGGCUUCUGUUUCCCUGGGUCACCCCCCAUCAGCCUAUCUUCUCCCUUAUCCCAGCAGCCUCUUUUCCCAGAAUUAUUCAGCAUCACUCCCUGCUGCCUUGCAUCCCUGCAGAGCAUCAGGCUCGGACAAGGAUCAAGGAUGUGUUUGUGUUUCCCUGCUGGCGUCGUGUCCCCAGAAAGAGCCUGGCAGGUCUCACAGAAAUGGCCCUGGGACUGUAGCCUGCUUACACUUUUAGGAAGAGGAAACUCGCUGGCUAUCUUCUUGUGAUCUCUUUGAUCCUUGUGAGCCUCUUCUAACUGCGAUUUCAGAGUUCUGUGACUCCCCAUUCUCUCUUUGUGCGCAGGCACCUGCCCACCGCCAGCGUUGUGCCAGCCCGGCACAGAGCUCUCGCUGAGCGGUGCGGUUCAUUUCCAUUCCGCUCCCGGCAGCACAGACCGGGUGCGGGCCGAUAGCUCGGCUGGGGGCAGUGCCCGGAGCCCCGUGCCCCAUUCCUAAUCGCCCUCUGCCCUCUAGCGGCCCCUCCGCCACUGCUGCAUCUUCGGGGCUGCCGUGGGUCUCGUCGCAACGGGAGCAAGAGAGCAGGAAGGCAGAGUUUGUGCGGAAGGCAACAAGUACAAGGCUGCGUUCUUGAUUGGAUGCAAAAGCUCUGGAGGAACUUCAGGGGGCCCCAGGGAUGCCAGGCGGAUUGGCAGAGAAGAGGCGGAUUGAUGGGAGAGUUCAGAGAACAAAAACGAUCCUAGCUGUCGGAAACACAACUCAGGAGUGAAAAUUAAAGGGAUUGGGGAUGGUUAGUGCAGAGUGACAGACUGAGGGGAGGCAAGGCAGGAGUCCUUGCACACAGAGCAAAAGAAAGGGAAUCAUCUGUUCCCUGUGUUCUCUGCAGAUACAAAAGGGAGAGAGGCACUCAAAUAGCAUGGAGCUUUAAGAAAAGCUUUCAAAUCAGGAUGGUACAGCACUGCAAUAAGUCACCAGAAGAAUGCUGCAACCUUAACUAGUUAAACUGAUCUCCAGAAAUGACACAGGAGGAGUUGAUCCUACUGCGUGUGUCACUGGGGUAGGCUAAGUGACCUCCAGGGAUUGCAUUCAUCUCAUUGACUGCAAUGUGAUAAUUAAAAUCCACAUUGAUCCUCUGACAGAGAUACAGCAAGGGGACCAACUUCAUUACUUCCCAGCUGUUCCUGGAAUCCACUGAGUCUGACACAGACACUUCUUCCUGACCUGUCCUGCUCCAGAGAGCUCCUCUGCUCCAGGACUCAGCCUGCACCAGGCACAGCAAACACAGAUGUGAUGCCUCCACCUUUCCUGCAGCACUACAGCACAGUUCUCCGCUCAGUUUGUUGGCAACCAGUUGCAGAAACUGAAGUAAUUGCAGACUCUUGGGAUUUGUUCAUAAGAGAACCACUGCGUUCCUCCUUCUUGUUAUUCAGCAUCAAGUGCCUGAUGAGAGAGGGAUUUGGGGAAAAGACAACGUGAAGAUAUCUUAGCACAAAAUGAUUAGCUGGAAUGUAUUGUUAAUAAGCUGCUUAUUCAUAUAAUUGGAAAUUAUUUGCAGCCGGGGUGUCAGAACAGUCUUUCUCACUGCUCUGAUGGAGCAAAGCAGGUAGGCACUGGCCCAGGGGAGACUGCUGUGAGCACAUCUGCUGGCAGUGGGAAGGCAGAGGAAUUUACUGCCGCUUUGCUUCUUUAUUGUCACUGUCUUGAAGGGCAGAGAAAGGCACAGCAGUUUCAAGGGGAGGUCCUUGGAUUCUGUCUGAUGCCUCUGUGUCUUCUGAACUGGCCAAAUUCUGUUGAGAUGGAUGAUUUAAUCACUCAUGCAUGAAUUUGGUUGUUCAACUGUAGAGAAGGAUUUCUACACUAAGCCAAGCUGUAACCACAAAGCUCAACCACUUUCUCCAGCAGUCCCAGUGGGGGACAGAAGGGUGCAGAGUGAAGAUACCUGCUGUUCUGAUCUUCCUUUCACUGCCCUUCCUCUUGGCUCCAGAACAGGCACAGUAGUGAUUCCUCUUGUUUCUGCUCUUCUGUUUUUCACGUAAGGGGUGCAGCAGUGCAAGAGGCAAGGGGAUCUUGGACACAGCGUUCCUUCUGCAUUUGUCUGAGAUCCUGUACAGUGCAUGAGUACUGGUGUGCUCAUCUUCAAUUCCUGAAUGACACUGGGAAUCCAAAGGACGUGCACAGACAGGAGGCUGUGUUUAGCUGUCCAUUUUCACAGUCAGCUAAGAGUCAGCCACGUCACAAGCUGCUCUGAACCUCUCAUUUCAAUAUUUCUAUUGUUUCUCCUGUACUUAAAAUCACUUCAGCUGUGCCUAUAGAGACAUCAGUGCCAACACCACCUCAGCAGCUGCAUACUUGCCUGUCCAGACAGUUUCACUUUGUUUCCUGUCACCAAAGAAGUUCAAUCCUUACUGAAUAUAUUUUACUUGCUGGUGAAUGGCAAACAACCUUCUAUUUUCCUUUUCUAAAGACUCGCUUUAACUCCAAUGAAACAACUGUCAGUAAGAAGCAGAAAUAAAACAGGUGAGCCACCAGGUAAACAGGGCAGUGUGGGCCAGCCAGAGCACCAAGGGUUGAAAACAGCAGGUCCUGCCAGGCACUGUCUGCUUCUGCCCCAAGGGACAAAAGAAUCCCCUUUAUUUAUCAGGAAGGAAGGAAGAGGGAAACAUUAUCUGUUGUGAAACAUGAGAAAAUCUUUCACAAAUAAAGUGACUUCAAAGUUGUGACAUUACAUCACAAAGAAAAAGUAUUUCUUAAGACUACUAAAUGGUAAGCAGAGGGAAGGGAAGAGAAAGGAACUGUUGUUUGACACGUAGGAAGAGAAAGGCUUAUAAGGCCACCAUGUCUUGGAAAGACAUUCUGGCCAUGGCUGGGCCAAGGCCAAGGUCAUGCUUCAUCUCCUAUGCCUUGGAACAUUCAAAAGAGUGCUCCAUUGCCACCAGUGUGAGAGCAGAGGGGGGACAAUAGCUGAGCAAGCACAACAAGGAGCCUCUCCUUUCAGUGUGUGCUGAGCUCUGCCCACAGCCACUUCCCCAAAUGAACCCUGAAAUAAUCUUGGUAUCAGUUUCAUUGCAAAAUAUGGUGAAAGAUUUCUGAGGGAAGGCAAGACGUCAGGGACUUCCUCCAGCAGCGUCAGUGGGAGGACAGAAGGCUCACAAGGCAGACGCUUUGGAACGGGCAGGUCGGGCAGCCCCCAGCAAUGCCCCUGCCCUGUGCCUGAGGACGGCAUGGAGCUGAGAGUCCUCCUCCUGUUGCUGCUCUACUGCCCAGGUCUCCCAGCCCGAACACCUGAAGCUGAGAUGAGCCAACGGGAAGGAAGCACGUUCUCUAUCAAGUGCCCUUACACAGCACAGUCUGACAAGCAACUGAAAGCCUGGUGCCGCAUGAGAAAUGAACGAUGCGAGCUUGUAGUGCUGACACAUGCCUCAAUAGAGUAUAGAUAUUCAGACAGGGCCAGGCAGGGCCACAUUACAAUACAGGAUGACAACGGGACCGUGUCCAUCACCAUGUCUGACCUCCAGGCAGAGGACUCAGGCAUAUAUUCCUGCGUGUACAGCAGCAACUAUGUUCCACUAAAGACCAUCUUGCUGAAUGUUUACAAGGUACCAGCUGCAACAACUUUGUCAGUUACUACAGGCUCAAGUCAGAAAAACUCUUCUGGCAACAGCACACAACCACGGAACACCAUCAUAAUCUCUGUGGUUCUGUGCAUCCUGCUCAUCCUGGCAUUGGCCAUCACAACAACACUGGGCAUCAGGCAGCGCAAGAAGCUGAAGACAAAAGGUAACAGAGAAGCAGAGGACACCUAUGACAAACCAGAGGACACCUAUGACAAACCAAAGAGCCCAGCACAGCUUGAGAGCACUGAAAGAAUGGGAAGAACCACAGAUGACAGCAGAGAUCUAAAUUACAUUACCCUGGACUUUAAACCCCAACUCAGCUCUGAUGAACCUCUCUACUGUAAUGUUGAACUGAGUCAGACUCCCAGGAAACCCAUAGAUGAAAAUGUGGAAUAUGCUAUCAUUACACACAAGCAGUUACCUAAGAAUGACAAAGGAAGAAGCACAGAAUCCUAAAACAAUCCAGAAAUGGGAGAACUGCAAUAUAAACUGGGAAUGGAGAAUAGUACAUGAACACUGGGGAAAGAAUUAAGGUUUUGCUGCCACAUGUACAUUGCUUAUGCAUUUUAAGACCUCUUUCCUUUUAGAAAUUUGUCACAAGUGUGCAGAUCCUUUUAGGUCAGAAAGGUACUUGGUAACUCUCAGGAUUGACUGCACAUUUGCUUUUUUGAUUCUAUUAAAAUGCAGCCUCUCUGGGAGAGGCAGAUGUG